AAUUAAGUGCGGGUAGUUCACUUUCGAAAAUGCAAGGCGCAGGCGUAGUAACUUCAACCACAGAGGCUACAGAAACAGCGACUGCAGGCAAUGUCGCAACUGAAGCCGAUAGCACUGUUGCUUUACAAACCUCAAAACAACGCUACCCAAGAAAUUCACUACUAAAACAUCGACAAAUAAUUGGCAACGACGCCGAGUCGGCAACCGACAGCAGUGAACAAUGUACUGAAAAUGAAACAAAGUCGCCCAGGCAAAUAAAGACCACAAGCAGAAAACGGGAUCUGAUAAAUCUACAGUCGAACUUGAGUCCCAAGUACAUAGGCUCACCAACAACUGUCUACGCCAGCGAUGAAGGCCGUACAACGCGUCGUCGUAAUCACACUCAAGUGGCAAACAGCAACUGCGAACUGAACGAAAAAGAUGGUGAAAGCGAAACUGUAGCCUGUGCUGCUGAUUCCCCUGAAGCAUUUGUUGCUGGUGCACAGCUGAUGCCAAGUAGCAGCUACCUGAGUCCGAUUGAUAAACUGCUCAUCAAGAAUGGUGCCAGCUCACCAAACAGCACAGGCUUCGAAGCGGAUGCAGAAGAUGUGGCGGUGCCACUGCCUCUAAGAAAGCAGACAAAGCGUAAAAUGAAGCGUGGACCUAAAACAAAACUACAAGUAGCCAUAGAGGAAAUUAAAACAGAGCAAAUUAAUGAAACAGAACCCGAGGCCAUUAAGAAUGGGCAAACAAUAGAAAAUGAACAGAUAGAAACUAGUGAAGUUGAAACUGUAGUAAAAUCAACUGAAGUAACUCAAGCUGUCGUUGUCGAUGUCGAUAUGGGCCAUCAACUAACAGAAAUAGUUGAUUCAGAAAUGAAACCCUCACCAGAUAUUACAGACACUGCCAAUAACAGCGAACAGUCUGUUAAGUCCCCAUCAACGAUAAGUUUGGACAGCGCAAAGGGCUCAUCCAUCGUCACGGAUGCUGGCUGGCCUACUUAUCAGGUGGGUGAACUGUACUGGGGCAAAUUAUUCACCUACUGCUACUGGCCCUGCAUGGUGUGUCCGGAUCAAUUUGAUCAGGUAGUGGGUAAUCUUCAAGUGCAUCCGCAGCGCAAGUCCACAGAUAGUGCGUCGGACACCCCACUUGUCGUGCAGGUGCAUGUGCGUUUCUUUGCCGACAACGGGCGCUACAAUUGGAUAAAAUCGGAGAAUUUAAUGCCCUUCAAUGGACUUCCAGCCUAUGAUCAGCUACGCGAAGAAAUCCGCCAACAGCAUGGCCCCAAAAGCAUGAAGUAUAGACAAAUGGUUCCCAAGCAAAACAAGGUCCUGGUCUGGCGCCAGGCCAUCGAUGAAGCUAAUCAAGUGGCGCAAUGCCCCUACGCACAACGGUUGGACAAGUUCUAUGAGAUUUAUGAACAGUCGCAGCUUUUGAAUAAAGAAAAGCGCAAGCGCAGCAAGUCGAUGUACCAGGACAGCUCUGAUGUAGGCAGUAGUCUGUACGAUUCUAUGGACAACUUGCAUGCCAGGCAAUUGUUGGCAAUUAAACGCGAACGCUCCACCUCGCCUUGCAGUCCGGCGUUCUCGCCAGUUAAAAGGAAACAUGAUAUGCGCAGCAAGCGUCGUAAACUGAGCAGCAACUUGGAAGAGCAUGUGGGUAAUAACGUCGCCAGCACUCCAGACGUGAUUAACUAUAAAAAUCCCGAAUUUGGGCAAUUGUUCGAUGCCAUUAAGGACUAUGUUAUGGUAUAUCGCCAGGAAGAGAAGGUAGAGAAAGUGCUGCUGGCAGUGGUGCGCAACAUAUGGUCAUUGAAGCAGUUGCAACUUCGUGAGCUCGAGCGUGACUUGGCCAACAAUAAGACCGAACUUUUGGGCUCGGCACACCAACUGAGCACUGAACGCGGCAACAUUAAACGACUUUCGAAUCGCUUAAAAACGAAAUUACUGCGCCGCAGUGAAACGCCUGUGACUGUGACCCCCAGCCCAACGGAAGAGCACAAUGAACCGCAGCACCCGCUCUCCGAGCAGCCAAAGACUAAGAAGCCAACUGGUCGACCCGUAGAUGAGGUGGUUAGCGAUAUACUGCAACUAGAUCGCAAGUAUUUGUUUCGCGGGCUCAAUCGAGAGCCUGUCUGUAAAUACUGCUAUGAGCCUGGCAGCAAUCUUCAGCGUUGCGGAAGCAACUGUAAUAGCUGGUUCCAUGCUGGUUGCCUGCAACACUCGCCAAAGAUGCACCAGGAGGAACCAGCACACAUAACGGGCGAUCUGGACGUGGUGGUCAAGCAGCCAUCAUUGAUAUGCCACGAAUGCACAAUCGGCACCUCGGACAGCUGUUGCAUUUGUCAUCAAAUGCAGUUGCCUGUCAGCACGCCACCCAAUUCCCCAGAGAAGAGCAAUGCUGUCGAGGCACAGUCCACUAGCCAGCUCAUUGUCUGCAGCCAGCCCUUGUGCAGCAUUAGGUUUCAUGCCGCUUGUUGCAAGUACUGGCCACAGGCGAGCAUUAGCAGUAGCUCCUCAGCACGCUGCCCCAUGCAUGUUUGCCACACUUGCGUCUCAGAUGAUCCAAGUGGUAAAUUCCAGCAUCUGGGCAACUCGAAGCUAAUCAAGUGCGUGAAAUGCCCAGCCACUUACCAUCAGGACUCGCGUUGCAUACCCGCCGGCUCGCGCAUGCUUACUGCCACCUAUUUGAUCUGUCCGCGUCACAAUAUUGCCAAGGCAGACGCGCAUCUGAAUGUGCUCUGGUGCUACAUUUGCGUGCGCGGCGGCGAGCUGGUCUGUUGCGAAACAUGCCCCAUUGCCGUCCAUGCGCAUUGCCGCAAUAUACCCAUCAAGACCAAUGAGAGCUACAUUUGUGAGGAGUGCGAGAGCGGACGCUUGCCGCUCUACGGUGAAAUUGUUUGGGCUAAGUUUAACAAUUUUCGCUGGUGGCCUGCUAUCAUACUACCGCCCACCGAAAUACCCAGCAACAUUUUGAAGAAGCCACAUGGCUUAAACGAUUUUGUAGUACGCUUCUUUGGCACCAAUGACCAUGGCUGGAUUUCACGCAGACGUGUCUAUUUGUACAUCGAGGGCGACACCGGCGAUGGCUACAAGAGCAAGUCGCUCAUGUCCAAGCACUAUAAGGAUGGUGUGGAGGAAGCCACACGUUUUCUACAGCUCAUCAAGGCCAAGCGUCAGGAGCAGGCUAUUGGACGUGCCAGCGGCAGCAAGCUACAGCCACCACCUUAUGUCAAAAUCAAGGCCAACAAACCGGUGCCACCGGUACGCUUUGUCCACAACGAGGAGGAUGUGAAUGUGUGCGAGUGCAAGCCGAAUAGCGAGCAUCCCUGCGGCCCCGAAUCUGGCUGUCUCAAUCGCAUGCUCUACCAUGAAUGCCAUCCGGAUCAUUGUCGAGCCGGCAGCAAGUGCGAAAAUAAGCUGUUUGAGCUGCGUAAAUCCCCACGACUGGAUGUUGUAUACAUGAACGAACGUGGUUUCGGUUUGGUCUGCCGCGAGCCCAUUGCCGAGGGCACCUUUGUCAUAGAGUAUGUAGGCGAGGUGAUUAACCAUGCCGAGUUUCAGCGACGCAUGGCACAAAAGACACGGAAUCGCGAUGAAAACUUUUAUUUUCUUGGCGUGGAAAAGGAUUUCAUUAUAGACGCCGGGCCCAAGGGCAAUCUGGCGCGCUUCAUGAAUCAUUCGUGUGCUCCCAAUUGUGCCACUCAAAAAUGGACGGUCAACUGCAUAAAUCGCGUGGGACUGUUCGCUAUUAAGGAUAUACCAGAGGAUACGGAGUUAACUUUCAAUUAUUUAUGGGAUGAUUUAAUGAACAAUGGUAAGAAGGCUUGCUUCUGUGGCUCCAAGGGCUGUUCCGGUGCGAUUGGUGGCAAACUGAAGGAAGAGCAGGAGGCCAACUCGACAUCUGUGAAAAGCAAGGCGAACUCGAAGUUGAAGCAAAUGCAGCGUGGCAAAGGGUUGCGCAUACAUGUGGCGCCUGCUAAGAAAAACAAUAGCAAAAAAUUAAAAAAUAAGCAAAGUAGUUCAGAUAAUGCGAUUACAAAGGUGGCGCCCCAGACCGAAACUGACGUAAAGCCAGCAUAGUUACAUUUUUUUUAAACUCUUUACAAAGCAUAUU
Drosophila busckii is the source of this 4095-nucleotide messenger RNA. RefSeq names its product probable histone-lysine N-methyltransferase Mes-4 (gene NSD). Lineage: Eukaryota; Metazoa; Arthropoda; Insecta; Diptera; Drosophilidae. Gene Ontology annotation, molecular function: protein binding; histone H3K36 methyltransferase activity. The record is from RefSeq and is a predicted model, not a curated record. Gene Ontology annotation, biological process: regulation of DNA-templated transcription. The coding region runs from base 30 to 4061 and encodes 1343 amino acids. The transcript has 5 exons. Gene Ontology annotation, cellular component: chromatin; nucleus.